UGCUGGGCGUUCUGGAGGCAGAACUGCUGUAGGUCCGCUGCGGCCUGGGACACCUGUGGAUCAAAAGAGGCAAAUAUUCAAAACCAUUCACGAGGAAAACAUGCAAAAGGAGCUACAGCGAUAGACAUGUUGUCAUCAUCAGCACCAGAGCAACCAGUGCUGGCACCCUCGUAAAAGAAAUUCCAUUGGCUGUGAGUGAGUUGCAUUAAACUGACUGGGCAGUCUAAGCCUCCACCUGACGGGAAAAAAGACCCCACAAACACAACUUCAUUUUAGUGGAUUUCCAACCUGCAUCUGAAAUGGACUUGCCUGUUUCUGAGUCGCCAACACAUCCCGAGGAGAAGAGGCCAGUCAGCUGUAAGUUUGUGGAGCUUCAUGUGCUCUAUGUUCCCAAUGACCAGUGGAACGUCAAGCUUAAUAAAGUCCCUGUGGAAGCCAUCCACAGUUUUGUAUCUGGUGGCUUCAUCAGAGUUUAUCCAGAUGUCACUUUGAAAUCUUUGAGGAGAAAGCUGAGCACGCUACAAGGAGGCUCAUUGGGCUCUAUAGACAAGUUCUUCUUUCUGAAAUGUGUGGGCCACAGUUUGGCGCUGGUCAAAACCAAGCAAGAACGAGAUGUGAAAGUGAAAACAUUUGCUCCUCCAUAUGCCCCACAGCCGGAGCUUUAUUUGCUGCGUCUUGCUGAUAGUGAUGACAGUGUCUGGUCACAGUCCCUCACUCCAGACAGCAGUAGCUCCUCUGACCAAAACUCAUAUUACCCUUACAAGACUUGUCCUCAACCUACAGGGUCCAAAGAGCAGCUCAAACUCCCCCACAUCACCAACAGUUCACACCAGGCGCCCCCUAAUGUUGGUGUGGAAGAUGAUAACCGUGAGGAGGAGCAGGGCUACAGCUCAUCUGAGGCAGAGAGCCCAGAAAAAACCUUCACCAGCAAAUUGAACUGGGUCAAGAUGGAGAGUUAUCCACACAAGUCUCAUCCUCAGUGUUCAUCUGUGAAUAAUAAUUUACAGGAGUGCAAGACAGAUUCGAUAUCCCCAUCACUGCUGACAUUAAAAGGACGAAUAUGCAGAAAGACAAAACUUUGCAAUAUUGGAAGUCAAACAACCCAAGAAUCCGGCAUGGGUGAAAAUUUAGAGGACAGACACUCAGACUUCUCAAUCAAAAACUGGCAUGGGAAAUCAAAAGAGUCGUGUGCCGUAAUCAACAAAAGUAAGAAAAAUAAUCAGUUGAUGGACAGUCCAACAGUGUCGUCUCAGUCCCUUCAGCACACUUCAACUAUAAAAGCUCAAAAUGAAUCUGGAACAUCAGAUAAAGAUGUUGAGUCUCCAAACUUUAGGACAAAUAAACAAGAAUUGAUAGAAGAAAUCAAAAUGGUGCGAGAGGAGAGAAAGCAGCUUGAAUGGAUGAGACAAGAGCUGCUCAGGAAAGGUAAAGAUUUGUUGGCUCAAAACAGACACCGGCGGAACCAAGCACGAGAUAGUUGGAAAAAGAAAUAUUUUGAAACAAAAAAAGCCACUGCUCCAUUGGAGGAAAGUCUGAGAAAGGUGCGACAAGAUUUGGAAACAUUUUAUAGUAAACUUCUCCAUCAGCUCCAUGCCAGGGAAAACAGAGGCAACCCCAAAAGACAGGGCAGGACUUCAGUCAAGAAUGAACUUAUAAUACAAAUAAUGACUGAAAGCUAUGAGAUUGAGGAUCUAAAGAGGAAAGUGGAAGAUGGCAAGAUGAAAUUGCAAACAGAAAUUAAGUUAAGGAAACAAGCUGCCACAGAACUGAAAUCCCUUAAAGCAGAACUGGCCCAAAAGAAGAGUCAGUCAUCUCCGCCGCGGACUGUGGCCUACUUGGGCUUUGGAAAUACCCCAACCCCACAAAACAGAGCACACAAAUACAGCUCAUCUGUUCAAAUGUAG
Boleophthalmus pectinirostris (great blue-spotted mudskipper) is the source of this 1904-nucleotide messenger RNA. It is a transcript of the gene spata1, whose product is annotated as spermatogenesis associated 1. The transcript has 13 exons. The record is from RefSeq and is a predicted model, not a curated record. Bases 300 to 1904 code for a protein of 534 amino acids. Lineage: Eukaryota; Metazoa; Chordata; Actinopteri; Gobiiformes; Gobiidae.